Haplochromis burtoni (Burton's mouthbrooder) is the source of this 2441-nucleotide messenger RNA. RefSeq names its product GTPase IMAP family member 9. NCBI's taxonomy places the organism in Eukaryota, Metazoa, Chordata, Actinopteri, Cichliformes, Cichlidae. The record is from RefSeq and is a predicted model, not a curated record. The transcript has a single exon. Gene Ontology annotation, molecular function: GTP binding. The annotation marks the transcript as partial.
UCAGUGACGGCUGAGUGCUCCAAGCAGCAGGAGAAGCUGUUCCAGAGGACCAUUUCUGUGGUGGACACUCCCGGCCUCUUCGACACCACGAUGUCUGAAGACGCCGUGAAGAGGGAGAUCUCCAAAUGCAUCAACAUGUCGGCCCCGGGGCCCCACGCCAUCCUGCUGGUCAUCAGGGUGGGACCCUUCUCUGCAGAGGAACGGGACGCCGUGAAGAAGGUAGAGGAGAUCUUUGGAGAGGGUGCCUGGAGGUACACCAUGAUCCUCUUCACCCACGGAGACAAAGUCGAAGAAGACUUUGAUGAGUUCAUAAAGGAGGAGUCGGGACCUGAGCUGCAGGAGGUCCUGAUGAAGGCUGGAAACAGAUACCACGUCUUCAACAAUCUCAGAGCCAACGACCGUCGCCAAGUCCUGAACCUGCUGGAGAAGGUGGACAAGAUGGUGGCCGACAACGGAGGAGAGUCUUACUCCAACUACACAUACCUGCAGGUGGAGGAGAUGCUGAAACAGAGAGAGUCAGAGCUCAGAGAGUUCUACGAGAAGAAGCUGACGGAGGAAGAAGACAAGGUGAAGUCAGAGUACGAGAAGAAGCUGAAGGAGGCUCGGGAGGAGAAACAGCAGUUAGAGAAACGACUGCGGUGUGAGCUGGAGGAGGUGAGGAGGUACUAUCGGGCUUUAGAGAACGGAGUCCGUCAGGUCGUGGAGCAGAUGACCAGAGAUGACUGUUUUGAUGAAAUCCUCACCAAGUUCCACGAGACCUUGAAGCUGAACUGAAGUGAUGCUGACUCCCACUCACAGCACUCAACUCUCCACCUGGUUCAGAGGCCGAACACACUAAAGAUUUUGGGCGGUGCUGUUCCAGAAGCUUCCAUCAGCUUGUGGGGUCAUGACUUUGCUGGUGCAGCUGAAGGUGAUGUUUUCCAGGAGAGUUUGUGAGAUCUUCAGGAUUCAUGAGCUGGAAAUUUGUCCUGGAACUGCUGAUGUGUUUGCAGUAGCUGCAAGAAGCACAGGAUUACCUGUAGUUUAAAUCUGAGUUAAUAAUGGACUGCCAGCAGGAUGGGAGCAUGGAUCAGAGUGUUGCAUACCGACAGACUUUCCUUUUGUUCUGUUGCUCGCACAGUUAAAUAAAUGGAGCAAAUAUACAUUCACAGAAUGGAAUAGAAGGUGUUGAAGCUGACUCUGAGCUGCUUCUGCUCUUAAAUUAACUGAAAAUUUGUUUAUAGACAAAAGGUGAAGCAUGAUAGUUUAACCUUCCUCUUUAUGAUGGACGUGGGAAAUAAACUCUUCUCUAAUCAAGAAGUGGAAAGAGUGCCAGAUUUCCACAUACUCAGUCAUCAUGUUAACCAAAUGUAACUGUAACCAUGAUUGUUAGUCCACAUCAGAAUGAAAUUUGGUGCAUUUCCUCACCAUCAGAGUGUAUAGUGUAAUUAAUAAAUAAAUCUAAAGGGAUGAGAAAAAUCUCACAUAUGUUCACCUAGGAGUAGAAGAGAAAUGUGUCUAUAAGGGAUAAAAAGAGAAACUGUACAGAAUAUUAUAAAAAUAAGAUUAAUAGCUCUAGAAAAAUGCUGUGUGAAACCGUUUCAGGUAUGAAAUUGCUUUGUCCUAAAUAUACAUAAAAUGACAUAUUAAUGGUCAUAAGCUGACCCCACAGCCCGUUGUUCAUUCACUGGGCCAGGUAUUACACAAAUGUCCUGUUUGUAAGGUUGGAGACCUGCAGUGUUGAGAUGAAAUUAUUUGAAGUGCUUCAAUUCUAUGCUUUAUAUUAACUAAAAUGCCAUAUAACCAUAUAGUGUAGUAUUAAGUGGACAUGGCCCUGGAAAACAAAGGCAUUAGACUACGUGUCCUUGGGGGGUAGAAUGGUGCAGACUCUCGCCCACGCCGGCCUGGGAGAAAGUAGAUAACAGGGGACCAUGUUCUAGGAGAAAGUUAGUGAAACACUGUUGUUUAGACUAGAGAGGGACCAGCAGGCACCUAGUUUUUGAGAGACAAAGGUUGUUGAUUUCUGUGUAUCAAUGUGCUGCUGGAACUGCCCCAGUGGAUUUGAUGUGAAAAUCCCCACGUACAAGUAAUAAAAUUAAUUGUUUAUUCUGAGAAAAACAGGAAUGGGGUAUUACACUGUUUUAUGAUGCAUUAUACUGCUGAUUAAUAAGAAAUGCUGUUUGUGUAGAAUCAUGGCCUUAUUUGUCUGAUUAGAAAGAACAAAACAUACUGCACAGGAAGCCAAGAUCGUAACGUAGGCUCACUGAGAGAAAGAAUGUGAAGGCUUAGUUUGGGCCUCAAGCUAUAAGAAUGUGAGAAAUGGUCAGACACUUGGAGAUCUCGCCGGACACCCUCCUGUGCACAUCUCCCGUCCAGCCGUUUGUAAUGCUCUAAGUGUUUGUAUGGAAUAAAGAGAUUGUUGAGCAUUAAACACCCAGUGUUGUUCUUCCUUCAGCCCAAAG